UGCCUUGUGCACGCGCAUCUUCGGAGGGGUGCCCGAUUCGUUUCCUUCCUGCAGCUGGCAGCUGCUGUGUUUGCAAGCCUGUCUUGCUGUGUGCCUUCAAGGACAAAAAAGAUAACGAAAUCGUUACGGUUGAGGGCUGACAGAGGAACACGUGUGUGCCCGAAAUGGUGAAGAGGCAGUGUAUUUGGGAGGUGUCUGGUCUACGUUAUUCACUGUAAUGGAUGAGGCUGUGGUGUCUUUUGGGACACUGGAUGCUGUCUUUGCUCCUAAUCUAUUGGAGCAAAGCAGUAGAUGGAAACAUCCUAGUGAAGACUCGGAACGUAGUGGUAGCCCAUCAGUACUGAGAUCAGCUGCUUCAAAAUGGAAGGAGGGUCUCUUAAACCGUAAAAGACCAUUUGUUGGAAGAUGCUGUCAUCUGUGUACACCACAGAGUCAGGAGAGACUCUUCAAUUCAAGCAUACCUUCACUGGGUCUAAGAAAUGUUAUUUACAUCAAUGAAACUCAUACAAGGCACAGAGGAUGGCUUGCCCGAAGACUGUGCUAUGUGCUGUUUGUUUUGGAGCGAGAUGUACAGAAGGAUAUGUUUGCCAGAAAUGUUGUGGAGAAUGUUCUAAACAACAGCAGGGUCCAGCAAGCUACCCUUCAGGUGGCUACAGACCAAACAGCAGGACCAGGAGAUGUUAAAACAACCUCGAGAGCUGUCAACAAAGUAAAAAGAAAAGCAAGAGGAAUCCUUCAAGAAAUGGUAGCAAACAUCUCUCCAACUUUUAUUAGGAUAACUGGAUGGGUGUUGCUCAAGUUGUUCAAUGGUUUCUUUUGGUGCAUUCAGAUUCACAAAGGACAGCUGGAGAUGGUUAAGAAGGCAGCAGAAGAGCACAAUGUUUCUUUGGUGUUUUUGCCGGUCCAUAAGUCUCAUAUUGACUACCUGCUGAUUACGUUUAUCCUUUUCUGCCAUAAUAUCAAAGCUCCACAUAUUGCUGCAGGGAAUAAUCUCAAUAUUCCAAUUUUCAGUACCCUAAUUCGAAAACUUGGAGGCUUCUUCAUACGCCGUAAACUGGAUGAAUGUUCUGAUGGGAAAAAAGACAUCUUAUACAGAACACUUCUUCAUGUAUACACAGAAGAGUUACUAAGGCAGCAGCAGUUUCUUGAAAUUUACCUGGAAGGUACACGUUCUCGAAGUGGAAAGCCUUCUCCAGCUAGGGCGGGUUUGCUUUCAAUGAUUGUGGAAACGAUCUGGAAUAAUUCAUCUACUGAUGUACUUAUUGUGCCUGUGGGAAUCUCUUAUGACCGGAUAAUUGAAGGAAACUACAACAGCGAGCAACUGGGCAAGCCUAAAAAGAAGGAGUCUCUUUGGGGUGUGGCACGUGGAGUUUUUAGAAUGCUGAGGAAAAACUAUGGCUGUGUUCGUGUGGAUUUUGCUCAGCCAUUUUCUUUGAAGGAGUAUCUUCAUAAUCAAAGACAGCGACAGCUCCCUGCACCUCUUACUCUUGAAGACAUCUUGGUUCCAACCAUUAUUUCCAUGCGGCCAAACCAGCUUUUGUUUGAAGCUGAAGAAGCAGAGCACAUUGUGUCCAGAGAACUAACAGAUGAGCCCUGGCGUCGACAAGUGAUAGCUAAUUUAGCCAAGCAUGUUUUGUUUACCGCUGUUAAAUCUUCAGCUGUGAUGUCCACUCAUAUUGUUGCCUGUUUACUACUAUACAGGCACAGGCAGGGUGUCUACUUGUCUAAAUUAGUUGAAGAUUUUUUCUCAAUGAAAGAAGAGGUUCUUGCCCGAGAUUAUGACUUAGGUUUUUCUGGCACAUCAGAGGAUGUUGUCAUGCAUGCAUUGCACCUUCUUGGAAACUGUGUGAAUGUUACAAGUGCUAGUCGCAAUACUGAGUUCUUUGUAUCACCCAGCACAACCAUCCCUGCCUUAUUCGAACUUAACUUCUAUAGCAAUGGGUUGUUUCAUGUAUUCAUUACUGAAGCCAUCGUUGCAUGCUGCAUUUUGUCUAUGAUGAAGGACAACAAAGCAGAGAAGCAAAACAACACACUAAGCCAAGAAAAAUUAAUCCGAAAGGCUGCAGAUUUAUCGCACUUCUUGUCAAACGAAGUAGCAGUUGCCUUGCCUUGUCAGAUGAUUUACCAGGUUUUUCUUGAAGCUGUGGACAGACUAAUCCAGUUUGGUGUUCUUCUAGUUGCUGAGGAAGACCAAGAGGAUUUUAGCCCUAGCCCAACUGAAGAAGCUUGGUCAAAAAAAUACCCAGAGCCUAUGUCUUGGAGAAGUGAUGAGGAAGAUGAAGACAGUGAUUUUGGAGAAGAACAAAGAGAUCGAUAUAUUAAGGUCAGCUCAUCCCCAGAACACCAAGAGUUUUUGACCUUUCUGCAAAAAAUACUAGGUCCUGUCUUAGAAGCUUAUAGCUGUGCUGCUAUCUUCUUGCACAGUAUCAGUGGCCCAGUUAAAGAAUCUGAAUACACACACCAGCUAUUUAAGUUCCUAAUUACAAGGACAAAGAAGAAGGUUGCAGCUUUUGGAGAGAGUGCUACUCACUACCUUGUGAAAAAUACAGUGAAAACAUUUAAAGAUCUGGGGGUUUUCAAAGAUAAAAAAGAAAACAGAGUGACAGUUUUGGAGCUCAGCAGCACCUUUCUACCUCAAACUAACCGUAACAAGUUGCUCAAAUACAUUCUUGGCUUCUGUUUGCUUUAACAUCAUAAGUUACAUUCACCAACAAAUGUUUGCAGCUAAAGGGCUUUUGCUGGCUACUAAAUAUUAUAUCAUGGUGCUAUUACAUGGCAAAGCUUUACCUGGAAGUGCCUUCAUAAAGUACUAAGAUUAACUGAAUUUUUAUAUUUACAAUCUGAAAGUUAAUGAGGAGCAGCUAGUAUAGUUCUAAAUCAUGAUAAAUAUGGCACAGUCUGUGGCUCUUUAAGUUGCUUGCCAGUGAAAGCCCAGUAUUUGACCAUCCUAAAUACAUUUUGUUUCUGUCAGCCAGUUAGUGCUACUUGGAUGUUAAUGCUACAAGCUAAAAUUACAUUAAGUUGCCUUUUAGGAGAAUAAAAAAAUUGAAUGCAGUUGCCAUAUUGCAGAUGGUGCUGAAAAUGAGGGUGCUUCACUAUAGAGUUAUAGUGUUAUUCCAAGAAAAAAAUGAGCCAGUAGGAAUUAGUGUUUUAGUGAUACUAAUUAUAAGAACUGUUAAAUGGAAUUUUCAUAAAUUGUUUUUUUUUUUUUUUUUAUAAAAACAUUUAACAUGCAUAACCACAAUGAGAAUUAUUACUGCAAAUGUAAAGUUUCUUCAAAGAAUGCUGAAGAGUGGUGGUGUGGAAUGACUGAGUAUGCCAAGCAUGUUGGCCCAGUUAUACUAUUUCAUAUGUGAAACUGUUAAGGUGAUAUGUGGAGGGUGUUAUCAAAAACCUGGAAGAUCUGAUACAAAGCAAAAAUAAGGGUGUUUUAUUUCUGCCAUUGCUUUUGCUGAUAGAUAGUGGCUUUGUUGGUAAUUGCUCUAUCACCUUUAGUUCGUCCAUUUCCAUACCCACUUAAUUCUUCUCACUAUUGCUUGGUGAUUGGUGCCUAUCUCUGGGAGUAAAACAGGAAUCAACCCUGAACAAGAUGUUAGUUCAUCACAGGAGAGAGAAAAGGAGAAGUUGGGAGAAUGCACUGAUACAGCGUGUUGCCACACCCACUACACAACAAACCACCUCAGGUACCAAAAAAAAAUAUAUAUAAAUACACUUGGGAAGAAUGUUCCAACUCUCAUUUAAAUUGUGACCAGCAAAGAUUAUAAGAUCACUCAUUCACUGUGAACACAGGGCCUGAACUACAUGUUCAGGUAAUAGUCAUCAGUAACAGUAGCCAAUGAGUAUGCUUAUGAAACCUGGAGUACUGUGAUAACAUUUCUUACGUCUUACAUGAUGCUGAAUUCAGAUAUUAACUGUAGGAUCAUAAGAGAGUAAACCAAUAUCUGCCUGACCAGAAAGGAAUUACAGUCAUAUUCCUGCAUAGUUGCUCAUUUUCUAACCUGCUUUGUCCUUAACAGGGUCAUGGGGUUCUGCUGGAGCCUAUCCCAGCUAGCAUAAGGCGCAAAGCAGGGAACAAAUCCUGGACAAGGUGCCAGUCCAUCGCAGGGCAUACACACACACACACACAACACGCUCCCACACUCCAAGCACGCAUUAGGGUCAAUUUAGGAUUGCCAAUUUACCUAACAUGAAUACCUUUGGAUUGUAGAAUUAAUCCAGAGAGCCUGGAGGUACCCACAUAGACAUGGGGAGAACAUGCAAACUCCACACUGGGAUGACUCAGGACGCGAACCUUGGUCUCCUUACUACGAGGCAGCAGCACUAACGUGUGCCGUCAUGCUGCCCUUUUCCUGUUCACUAAAUGUUUUUUCUUUGUUACGAAUAUUAAGAAAUUAUUUUUCAGUUUACACAUAAAUAUUCUAUGAAUUGUUGCAAAGAGAUGUGAGCUGUAAAAGAUAAGUCUGAGAGAACUGUUUUGUAAUUUGCUAAUGCCAUAUUAUUUAGGUACACAUAUUUACAAGUUUAAUUCUGUUUCCUCAUGGUGAUGAAUACAUUUCAGUUUUUACUUAUGUUGUAGCCGAAAAACAGUUUCUAAUUUUCACUGUUUUAAAAGCAUUUUCUUCAACACCUAUAACAAUGAUUUUUAUAUUAGAAUAUAUAUAAACUGUUUUAAUCCCCACCUUUCCCAAGAUACAUAAUUGCAUUUCAGCAGUUGUUGGUAUUUUUACUAUGUGGUGAUGUUUAUAUUAAUGUAUCAGACCUCAACAGAAAUUCUAAUAACAUCUAGAGAGUCUGUAGGGAAUGUAACAUAUUCAUGCUUAUAAAGUGAAAAGAAAAGGUCAGUAGAGUUUGGAGCUUAUUGUUCCCAACGUAGCAACCCAGAAUUUAUUGCACAAGUGGUAAAAGCAACAUUGUGAAAGAGAAGGUAAAACUGAUAUACAGUAUGUUUAUCACUGAAAUGAUUCUCUGAAUCUGCUAUGUGAAUUUUCAGUUUUUGAAAAAAUAGAUUUCUAAACUGGUAGUUUACAAAAGCACUAGAUUGUUCCUAAGGGGUAUGUAAAAAAUGUUGAUUACUCAGACCAUCUUCAAGUAGAAUGAGCGAGAAUUCUUAAAAUUGUACAGUAGGAAUAAUCAUGUUGGUUUUACUUCAAACAGUAAGGCUUGGAUGUUUGUAAAGCUUCUCUAGUUUCCCACACUGAAGCCAGUUACGGUAUGACAUUAAAAUUUGGAAUUACUUUACACAGAGUUUAAGAUGAAUAACUUUUGUUUUGUUUUUUAUAUUCAGUUCAUUUUCAAAUUCAGGAGAUUUUGUUUGAUAGCAAUGCAUUGAUUAUCUCAAUAAGCAUUACUGUUGGUUUUUAUUUUUUGAACAUGUGUAAAGUUUAGAAUUAAAAUUUCAUAUUCACCAAUUCUGCGGUUACUAAAAUAGUGUUUUGCAAGUGGUGAUAUGUUAGGUUCAAUUGCUACCUGAUUUAAUGGGGUACUACUUAAUCCCAAACCUUAAAUUAUCAUCAAAGUAACUCAUUGUUUCAUGACUACUAGCAUUACUAGGAAUUAUGUUCAACAGAUAUGAAUUGUUUUUUUUGUUUUUUAAGAGAGCAUUUUUUUUUCUUUCUUUGUUCCUUUUUCCAUUUGUGAGUGGUAGGCAGACAGGUAUGUAACAUUGAUGUUUAGCAUAGGGCGCAGUGAUAGUGGAAGCUAAUACAAAUACUUGAAAGCAAACACUUGAAAAUAUUUGUCAAGUUAAGCUUCAGUUGUUGGGUGAAAGCAAGCAGAAUGUUCAAGUUGUUAGAGCUGUUAUAAAAUUGUUAAUGUAUUUAUACAUUUUCAUAGAAAAGUGCUUAAAAUCUAGCAGGCGAACAUUUACAAACUGUUUAGUAUAGUGAAAAUGCAAUAUGUUACCAUGUAAUCAUUCAUAUACUGAUUAGGUUGUAAUUUGUGAAUACUGAAGGAAUUGUUUAUCUUUCUAACAAAUUUCUAGAAUUGUAGCUGGCUAUAGAGUUAAGUUAAACCAUCAACAAUUGCAUGCAUGUUCAAAUAUCAAAAUAUUUUUGGAAGGCUUUUCUACUUUUUCAGCAACAAAAACAGCAAGGAAAGAAGGUCAUUAAUUUUUAAUUUGUUGUGAUGAAUAAUGGGGUGAAUUAGUAACCUUGAAACUCAUUGUCAGAAUAAGGUAAACUAUUCUUUAAUGUAAACAGUUUGAAAAUCGUAACUCAGCAACAGUUCUGGAGAGAGAGAUGAAAAAUCUUUCCUAAGUGAUAAAAUUAUAGAGAAGCCUUCUGUUAUUUCUGAAAAUAUUAUAGUGAAUUCUUAAAAAAAACAUAUAUACAGUAUAUGUAUUUUUUGACGUUAAAGACAAUCCAUAUAUCCAACCAAUCACUGGCUGCAUAGUCUUAUACAGAGUCAUGGGAGAUGGCAGCAUCAAGUAUAAGGCAAGAAUCAAUUCUCAAAAAGUUGACAGUCAUAAGCAAUGCUGAGGGAAAUUUAGCAUGAAUAAACCACUCCCCAGGUCACUGUGAUGCCACCUGUAUGCCUUGAAAAAGUAGACAUUCUAAAAGACUAAAGCAUUCUUGAGCCGUGUAAACCAAAAGCCAUAUGUAUAUAAAAUAUGUGUGAGGUACAAUCAAACAUAGCCUGAAAUUUUCAUUCUACGCAGUAAAGACAGAAACUAGAGUAUGUCAUUGCAGAUGGCUGUGGAAUAUUGGUGCACAUGCCAAGAAUUGUUAAUUAAGCAGCAGUUUAUUUUAUUUGUUAUGAUUGUGCUUUGUUUAUAUGCGUGCACACAACCACACAUAUGCAGGAUCAUUAAAUCAAAGUUUUUAGGGAUUUCACAGUGUUAUCAGAUUUAAGCCUUUAUCAUCUUACCUUAAAAGAUCUUCACAUGAGCAUUUAUUGGUAGCAGUAGCACUGCUAGACCUAGUGUCUACAAGUUGUAGGUUCUUGGAACAUCACUCAUCAGGUAUGGAAAAGAAAGCAGUUGGAUGGCGGGCCGUUUCUCUUUUUUAUAUGACUAUACAGUGCAUGUAUAUAUGUUAUAUUUUACAUAGAAUGUUUUGUUUGUUUGUGUGUGUGUGUGUACAUACUGUAGAUGCACACUCAAAACACACUGUAUGGGUCAUUGAAAAAUAUAUGGAAUGUAUGUAGUACAAUAAUAAUGGGUGAAAAAUUAAAAGUAUUUUUCACUAAAAAGUUGUUUUCAUUUUCUUUGAGCUUUUCUUGGAACUAUGUUUUGUUGACCGCCGUUAAAGGUUAAUGAUCAGCAUGCAUUGUACUUGCCCACUUAGACUGACAUUGCCAAGAUUGUUUCAUGCUUGAUAUCAAGAAAACAGUUUUCUGUAAAACCAGCCCCAGGUGAGCAUCUAUUAAUAGUCUAUUAUUUACUCAUAUGCAGUAAUUAAACAUUUGUUGUAUUUCUGAGUUUGUUCUUAUUUGGCAAUGGUACUGUGUUAAUGUGACUUCAAACAGAUUGCUAAAAUGUGUAGCGUGAUAGAGCCAUAUCUUGAAUGUUAAACAUUAUACAAUGUUUUGUGUCACCUGUUUGACAUUUUAAAGAGAGAACCAUUUUGUAAUUCCACCUUCAAAUUUUAAAUGAAAAUAAACUGUUUGUUCCAAAGUCUUUCAGAAAAGGUUCAAAAUCUGUUCAGUUUCAUUGUCAAUGUUGUUUGUUCUCACUUUAUUAAACCAGCCUACUUUCAAAGUGCAUUAUCUUGGUAAUUCUAUUUGUUUGAAUAUGCAUGUUUACAGUAUAAUAAAUUUGUCCUUCAGCUUUCAGUCAACAUUCUAAAUUUUUGUUUUAUAACUUUUAUAAUUAUACUGAAUCAACUAUCGCACUGUAGCUUAUAUAUGGAGGUGUUGUAAAUUGUGCUGUUUAUGCCCUGUUUUGUUUCUUCUUCUAACAUGAACAUAUCAUGUAAUUUUGUUUUGUAAUAAACUAAUGAACUACCAAAAAACAC
Messenger RNA from Erpetoichthys calabaricus (reedfish), 7952 nucleotides. It is a transcript of the gene gpam, whose product is annotated as glycerol-3-phosphate acyltransferase, mitochondrial. Bases 218 to 2689 code for a protein of 823 amino acids. Lineage: Eukaryota; Metazoa; Chordata; Cladistia; Polypteriformes; Polypteridae. Gene Ontology annotation, biological process: phospholipid biosynthetic process. The transcript is spliced from 21 exons. Gene Ontology annotation, molecular function: glycerol-3-phosphate O-acyltransferase activity. The record is from RefSeq and is a predicted model, not a curated record. Gene Ontology annotation, cellular component: mitochondrial membrane; plasma membrane.